UGCUAUCGGCCGCUGUCUUUCACUUGGACACGCCGACAUCAAGUGCCGAAGCGCACGCAAAAAGCCGCAAGACAUAUUCAGUUGCACAAGGUACAUCGAGAUGACCGUGUGGUGCCGUCGCUGCAGCAGGCGCUUUGGCAAAUACAGCGCUCUACGCCAGCAUGUCCGAGACUCACAAAAUCAUUACGAGUGCAACAUCUGCCAAUUCGACGGUGAGACUUGGGAUGAGCUCUUGGACCAUGCCCGGGGUGAGCAAUGUGGCAUCGUGUGUCAAGGCUGUGAUGGAGGACUAGGGGAGAUUUGGAGCAAUGACGGCAACGGGUAUUGGGAGCAUGUCAAGCAAGAGAACGUUUGCAUGAUCUGUGAUCGACAUUUCGAGAAUCCCAACAACCUUCGCCAGCAUGAGAUUUCCCAUCGCCAGAAGAACGUGGAGUGUUACCGCUGCAACGAUACGUUCAAAACCUACGGAGGCAUGGCGAGUAGCAUUGUAUGA
Molecule: messenger RNA, 493 nt
Organism: Periconia digitata
Lineage: Eukaryota; Fungi; Ascomycota; Dothideomycetes; Pleosporales; Periconiaceae
Source: the annotation of a GenBank genome assembly